This is a messenger RNA of Ailuropoda melanoleuca (giant panda), 1715 nucleotides long. RefSeq names its product WASH complex subunit 1 (gene WASHC1). Gene Ontology annotation, cellular component: early endosome; recycling endosome; WASH complex. Gene Ontology annotation, biological process: Arp2/3 complex-mediated actin nucleation; retrograde transport, endosome to Golgi; endocytic recycling. The transcript is spliced from 10 exons. Gene Ontology annotation, molecular function: alpha-tubulin binding; gamma-tubulin binding; actin binding. The record is from RefSeq and is a predicted model, not a curated record. Bases 6 to 1421 code for a protein of 471 amino acids. NCBI's taxonomy places the organism in Eukaryota, Metazoa, Chordata, Mammalia, Carnivora, Ursidae.
GCACCAUGACUCCCACGAGGAGCCAGCUCUCGUUGGCGGGGCAGACCUAUGCGGUGCCCCUCAUCCAGCCAGACCUGCGGCGGGAGGAGGCCAUCCAGCAGGCGGCGGAUGCCCUGCAGUACCUACAGAAGGUCUCUGGAGACAUCUUUAGCAGGAUCUCUCAGCGAGUAGAGCUCAGCCGGAGGCAGCUGCAGGCCAUUGGAGAGAGGGUCUCCUUGGCCCAGGCCAAGAUUGAGAAGAUCAAGGGCAGCAAGAAGGCCAUCAAGGUGUUCUCCAGUGCCAAGUACCCAGCUCCAGAGCGCCUGCAGGAGUACGGUUCCAUCUUCACGGGAGCCCAGGACCCCGGCCUGCAGAGACGCCCCCGCCAUAGGAUCCAGAGCAAGCACCGCCCCCUGGAUGAGUGGGCCCUGCAGGAGAAGCUGAAAUACUUCCCUGUGUGUGUGAACACCAAGCCAGAGCCUGAGGAUGAGGCCGAGGAGGGGCUCGGGGGCCUUCCCAGCAAUAUCAGCUCCGUCAGCUCCUUGCUGCUGUUCAACACCACUGAGAACCUGUACAAGAAGUAUGUCUUCCUGGACCCCCUGGCUGGUGCUGUUACAAAGACCCACGUGAUGCUGGGGGCAGAGACCGAGGAGAAGCUGUUCGAUGCCCCUUUGUCCAUCAGCAAGAGGGAGCAGCUGGAGCAGCAGGUUCCAGAGAACUACUUCUAUGUGCCUGACCUGGGCCAAGUGCCUGAGAUUGACGUGCCAUCCUACCUGCCCGACCUGCCAGGCAUCGCCGAUGACCUCAUGUACAGUGCUGACCUGGGCCCUGGCAUUGCCCCCUCUGCCCCUGGCACCAUUCCAGAGCUGCCCACCUUCCACACAGAGGUGGCUGAGAUUUUCAAGCCGGACCCAGAUGAUAGGGUGCUAACAGCACCCCCACCACCGCCGCCGCCACCCCCGCCUCCCCCAGCUCCGCCUGUGCUGGUCAGUGCUCCCCCACCCCCACCCCAGCCCAUGGCCUCCCCAGGCCAAGGUGCCAGGGAGGACAGCAGUGGCAGCGUGUCUCCUUUAGCUACAGUCCAGGGAGCUCCCAAGGAAGUGGUGGACCCCUCCAGUGGCCGGGCCACUCUGCUGGAGUCCAUCCGCCAGGCUGGGGGCAUCGGCAAGGCCAAGCUCCGCAGCGUCAAGGAGCGCAAGCUGGAGAAGAAGAAACAGAAGGAGCAGGAGCAAGUGAGAGCCACAAGCCAAGGUGGAGACCUGAUGUCGGAUCUCUUUAACAAGCUGGUCAUGAGGCGUAAAGGUAUCUCCGGGAAAGGACCUGCAACGGGGGCCAGUGAGGGACCAGGAGGAGCCUUUGCCCGAAUGUCAGACUCCAUCCCGCCUCUGCCUCCCCCACAGCAGCCACCUGGAGAGGAGGAUGAGGACGACUGGGAAUCCUAGGGGCUCAGCCACUCCUUCCCCACCAAAACCCAGAUUUACUUAUUGCCCUCACAUGGACACGACCGGGAUAAGCUGCCUGGCCUGUGGGUCUCUCGGCCCCUGCUGCCUGUGGAAGAACGGGCAUCGUGGAGGACUGUCCCAGGCCUGUGCCUGGACCUUCUUCAAGGAGAGCGGUGGCCAGCUUCUGAGGCCAAAUGGCAGGGAGGGGGGAGCCCUUGCUCUGCCUGAGCUCUCCUCCAGCUACAGACUGAAAUAAACACAUGGAUCAAUAAAGCAGUAUCAUACAAGAACCGA